Messenger RNA from Fibroporia radiculosa, 1563 nucleotides. RefSeq lists its product as uncharacterized. Bases 1 to 1563 code for a protein of 520 amino acids. Lineage: Eukaryota; Fungi; Basidiomycota; Agaricomycetes; Polyporales; Fibroporiaceae. The record is from RefSeq and is a predicted model, not a curated record. The transcript is spliced from 4 exons.
AUGUCUGACACUAUGGGUUCCGUCUCUUCUCCUGCAAAUUCUCUCCGGGGUUCACCUCUCCACGGUAACCAGUUCCCCGAGCCUCAGGCUGAGCCCGAGGAGUUUGAUGCUCCUUCUACUCCUAUUCCGACUUCUACUUCGCUUUCCCUCCCUACUCGGACCGUUGCGAUCAUCAAGCCGCAUGCCCUGAAUAACCGCUUCGAUAUUGAACAGCGCAUCACGGAGGCAGGAUUUGAGAUCGUAAAGGAACGGCAGAUGGAAUUCGAUAUCGACACUGACCCUGAGACAAUGUAUGAACUCUUCGGAGAAGACUACGAGUGUUUUGCCGAGGGCCCCGUGUGGGUUUACGUCCUCGAGAGAAGGCGUGCAGUUGAAGUUUGGGCGACUCUAAUGGGCCAUCCGGAUCCGGCAGUUGCGCGCUCGCAGGCACCGCACUCGCUCCGCGCGCUGUACGGAAUAUCCGCGCACCAAAAUGCAGUUAUGGGAUCCCCUGACGUGCAGAUCGCAGAUUUUCAGAUAUCGGCAAUCUUCGCGUCCUCUCCUCCGUUCCCCACAACCGAAUUGCCAGAUGUCGGUCUCAAUGGACAUGGCUAUACGACUGGCUCAAUGCGGUCGGUCUCGUCUUCUGUACUUUCAGCCUUGCGCAAAAGCACAUCAAGCGUGGACAACCACAGCUCCACUCCAUCCAAUGGGAAAUCACCCUUCAAAGCACGUCCUCUCCCUUCUACGCAUGUGGCGCCCGAUAUUGUACCUCGGAUGUCACGGGCGGCGGCAUUGCGCGCAGGUCUCCCAGUGGAGAAGCCGCAACGCGUACCUCCCAGUAAAGAGCGGCUCGCGAAGACGUUUGAGAACGUACCAGGUCAUAAACGUUCCGAGACGAUUACGGUAGCUAGCACUGCACCACCGGUUGUUGCCCCCCGCAUGACGCGCGCGGCGUCGCUCCGACUAGGACUGAAGCCCGCCGAAAAGCCCAGGAAGAGUAUAAUACCUUCGGCUGAUGCGAAGAGGGACGAAAACAAGGCAACCUUCGACGGCGUGCCUGGGCAUAAACGGCGUGAGACCAUUUCGGUGGCUAGUACAAGACCACCGUCGGUAGUUCCAAGGUCAAAUAGAAGCGCGAGUUUGCGUCAGAUUAAGGAUGCUGCACCUCCUUCGUCGUUCAUGUUCCGCACUCCCUCCAACCAGCCUUCCUCGCGAUCCUCCUCUCGUAACUCUUAUAACCAGCCCACCUCGUCGCGUGUCUCUCUGUCUCGCCCCGCAUCUGCUGCCGCCGUACAGACACCUGCCUCACGCCCUAUCCCCUCGCGAGUUACAUCUGGGUCUACGAUGAGUAGCGGCCCCUCCCGUCCAUCUACUUCAGCUGGGAUUGUCCCGUCUGCUACCAACGGUGUUUCCACGCCCUCCAAGUCCAAGCCCCGGCCUAGCGCCCCGCCGCCUGCUAUCACGCCUAGGACCAACAAGAGCGCAUUAUUGCGGGCGGCGAAGAUGGCGAAUGCGGCUACGCCUGCUGUUUCAACCACCAAGGCCAAGAAAUUGCCUGCGCAGAGGACCGUCAAAGUCUAG